CUGAGCCCAGCUUUUCGCUUGCUCGAGAUACAGACCUGAUCGCACGUCUCCUAGCAACACAUUCAACUGGACACAUCAUGAAGGUUGUCAUCCUUUUUGGUCUUCUGGUUACCGUGCUUGGGUUGGCCGAAGAAAAUUUGUUUGUUACUUUCCAAAGUUUGGACAAAGAUCAAGACGGCAUACUGAAGCUGAAUGACAUAUUUCAAUAUUUCGACAACUACGACGUGAAUGGCGAUGGCUUUUUGAGUUAUCAGGAGUUUAUAGAUGGUCUCUACCCCGAGGUACCCAAGGUCGCCUUUCAUUUCUACGACAAGCUCGAUGGAAUCAAAGAUGUCAAAAUUGGUCGAGGAGUUGCUCAUGCCAUACUGGCUCGUCUGGACAAUGACCUUGACAGCGAAGUCUCGUACACGGAAUUCACGCAAACCUUUCCAUUGUUUAAAGAUGCAGUGACACGUGCAUUGGAGGUCUUAACCGACUGAAGACAGGCUCCCAAAGGAAGAAACAAAUAAAAGUUUCUGUUUGAUAUUUCGAAACAUUCAUGAAUCAUGUAACUGAUAAAAAGGAAAAUAAAGGGAUGUUUAAUAAACCAA
This is a messenger RNA of Pomacea canaliculata, 590 nucleotides long. RefSeq lists its product as uncharacterized. The coding region runs from base 78 to 479 and encodes 133 amino acids. The transcript is spliced from 6 exons. Gene Ontology annotation, molecular function: calcium ion binding. The record is from RefSeq and is a predicted model, not a curated record. NCBI's taxonomy places the organism in Eukaryota, Metazoa, Mollusca, Gastropoda, Architaenioglossa, Ampullariidae.